AAUAAUCAAGUGAAUCGAAUAUUUAACAUUACGAAAAUUCGAUGGAGGCUGAAGCUAGUACUUCAAAAGAACAAAAUGCAGAUAAUACAGAUAUAAACUCAUAUGAAUUAAUCGAACAAAAAAUUAUUGCACUGGCGCAAGCAAGACCGAAAGGAAUAUCCGAUAAAGACUUAACUACCGAAAUGCCAGAUUUACAACCUGCUCAGAGAGCUCAAAUUAUAAAUAAACUUUUAUCACAAGGCCAUUUUGAUUUAUUUAAACAAAGUGGUUCUUUGUUAUAUCGUUUGAAAGAUCCUUCUAAAGCAAAAAUUGCUAAAGGUGCAGAUAACGAAGAAAAAAUUGUAUAUACCAUCAUUGAAGAAGCAGGAAAUAAAGGAAUUUGGAUUCGUGAUAUAAGAUUUAAAUCCAAUUUAAUGCCAACUCAAUUAAAUAAAAUCUUAAAAAGUUUAGAAACUAAGAAAUUUAUUAAAGCUGUUAAGUCUGUUGCAGCAAGUAAGAGAAAAGUAUACAUGUUAUAUAAUUUAGAACCAGAUACAUCUGUAACUGGUGGUGCUUGGUACCAAGAUCAAGACUUUGAAGCAGAAUUUGUUGAUGUCCUUAAUCAGCAAUGUUAUAGAUUUCUGGAGAAAAAAAAGGAGCAAAUGAAUUCUUGUAGAGGUGGACCAAUAAUGGCCAGAAAUGUUACAUUUGCUUCAUCUAAGGAAGUAUGGAAAUUUAUCUCUGAUCUUGGAAUAAGCAAGGUAAAAUUAUCAGUUGAAGACUUGGAGAUGAUAUUGAAUACUUUAGUUUAUGAUGGGAAAGUAGAACGUACUCUUUCAGGUGAUGGAAACACUUUAUACAGAGCAGUAGUUCCUUUACUAAAUCCACCAGGGUUAAUUAAAUCUACAUGUGGUGUUUGUCCUGUGAGAAAAAAUUGUUGUGACGUUGGUGAUGUUACACCUACAAAAUGUCAAUAUAUUACAGAAUGGUUGGAAUAA
This is a messenger RNA of Eufriesea mexicana, 977 nucleotides long. RefSeq names its product RNA polymerase III subunit F (gene Polr3F). Lineage: Eukaryota; Metazoa; Arthropoda; Insecta; Hymenoptera; Apidae. The coding region runs from base 42 to 977 and encodes 311 amino acids. Gene Ontology annotation, biological process: transcription by RNA polymerase III. The transcript is spliced from 4 exons. Gene Ontology annotation, cellular component: RNA polymerase III complex. The record is from RefSeq and is a predicted model, not a curated record.